This is a messenger RNA of Blastocystis hominis, 162 nucleotides long. RefSeq lists its product as hypothetical. The record is from RefSeq and is a predicted model, not a curated record. The transcript has a single exon. NCBI's taxonomy places the organism in Eukaryota, Bigyra, Opalinata, Blastocystidae. Bases 1 to 162 code for a protein of 53 amino acids.
AUGGGGUCCAGAAUGAUUCAUUUUUCCACAAAAUAUAUUUGCCACUUAUCGAAUGCAAGUGUAAGUAAUGAUACCUGCAAUUUUCGAUGCUUCGGUAUUCAUAGCAUCUUCCAUCUGGAUAGACUUUGUCUAAUCCUUUGGAGGGAACUGGGACUACGGUGA